Cotesia glomerata is the source of this 1609-nucleotide messenger RNA. Its product is annotated as forkhead box protein J1-A-like. Gene Ontology annotation, molecular function: RNA polymerase II cis-regulatory region sequence-specific DNA binding; DNA-binding transcription factor activity, RNA polymerase II-specific. The transcript has 4 exons. Lineage: Eukaryota; Metazoa; Arthropoda; Insecta; Hymenoptera; Braconidae. The record is from RefSeq and is a predicted model, not a curated record. Gene Ontology annotation, biological process: regulation of transcription by RNA polymerase II. The coding region runs from base 442 to 1356 and encodes 304 amino acids.
AUUACUUUGAAAAAGUAAACUAAUUUGUUUUCAUGAGUAACGUUAAAGUAGCCGGUAAAACUUGGUCUCGACCUUCGCAGGUGAAAAUAUGGCUGACGACUAUAUACUCGACGGGGGUCUAAGUCAGUACUAAAGGGGAUGGUGGUAGCAGAGGACGUAGGUCGUCGCUACUCUGAUUUUAUUCAAAUGUGUCUUUUAUUAUCAACUUUAUCAUGAAAAAAAUCAUAAUUAUUAAAUUUGUUUCAUUUAUUACUAAAUUUUUCUUUCAAUAAAAUACUAAAAAAGUUUCUUUAGUAUUAAGUGAGUUAUUUUUAAACGUCAUAAAAGAUUGUGAAAUUCAAUGAUUAAAUAAAAAAAACUACUUGGAAUUUAUAACUACAUUCAAAGUUACUUAAAAAUUUGCGUAUAAACGAAAUCGAACCUGGUUAUGAGAAGGCUAAAAUGAUGAAGGGGGACGUGAUUGUGAUUGAAGUUCCAGCGGAUAAUAAUGGAGCGUCUUCCAGCAACAUCGGUGUCUCGGAAGAGAUGGAAACUGAUGACUUUGGUGUGGAAGCUGAAUUGACGAGCUUGUCCUGGCUUCAAUCUCUUGACAUUACCAGUGCCUCUAGCUUGCCGACUCCACCAUGCUCACCAAUUCCUCCGCCUGUGGUGAAACGUCCACCUAAAAAAAUGUCACCGCUUGUUAAAGCUCAGCUUGAUUUAGCUGAUAACGCUGAAAAAUAUCAAGCGGAUCCAGAUAUUAAACCACCAUUUUCAUACGCAACAUUGAUAUGCCUUGCAAUGCGUGCUAACAAUAAUAAAUUAACAUUAUCAAAUAUUUACGCUUGGAUACGUGAAAAUUUUAUUUAUUAUCGACAUGCUGACCCAGCUUGGCAGAACUCAAUCCGACAUAAUUUGUCAUUGAAUAAAUGUUUUGUAAAAUUACCGCGUUCCAAAGAUGAGCCGGGAAAAGGCGGGUUCUGGAAAUUAGACUUAGAGAGUCUGGAAGGGGGCAAACGUACCCGAAGACGCUCAUCAGCGUCGAGGUACAACAAAUUUUCAAGCAGAACAUCGAGAUCAACGUCGUCCGCAUCCGGAUCAAUGACAUCAAUGACUCCAUCAAUUGCAGUAACACCUGGAGACAUAACAACAGAAAUAAUUACAACAAUGAAUUUAAAUGAUCCUCAAAUAACUACUGUGUUUUAUGAAACCCCGCCAAGCAGUGUGUCACCACCGAUACCUGAUUGUUUACCUGAAGUGCCUGAAUCAAACCAAGUUAGCCUUAGUGAAGAUGACCUAACUGGUUUGUUAAUUGCGACGGUCGGCUGGGAUGAGAAUCAACUUGAUCUUCUUGACUCGUUACUGGAUUCACUUUAAAGCUAUUAUUUUUAGUCAAGUUUUUUUAAUCAAACAAUUUUUAUCUAAACAUUAAGAUAACAAUUAAAAAUUUAGAUGGCGUCUUACAAAUUUUUAGUAUUAAUAAGUCGAAUGAUUUCAACUCAAAAUUAAUUAAAUGUGCCUUAAUAUUUGACGAAAUUGAAAGUAGCAAACAUCCGACAAAUUUUUUUUAGUUUAAAAAAACAAUUUAAAUAUUGUAGAAAAAUUUAUGUAACAAACUUUAGAUUUAUUU